Molecule: messenger RNA, 2372 nt
Organism: Chondrus crispus (carragheen)
Lineage: Eukaryota; Rhodophyta; Florideophyceae; Gigartinales; Gigartinaceae
Product: Sel1-repeat containing protein
Exons: 2
Coding region: 1-2283 (760 amino acids)
Molecular function (GO): protein binding
Source: RefSeq, a predicted model, not a curated record
AUGUCCCCAGAGUCUGCUCAACUUGAAGACACCAAGAAUAACACAAGUCCCGCACAACACAUCAACUCCACCUCUUGCCCUUCGCAGCUUCUGAAGGAAGAGUUCUGCGCUCUGAGUCGGGCCGUCUCAAAAUCCAAUGGUCCCGCUCCGCUCCUUUCUCUCGCCACUCUUCUUCUGUCCUCGACCACCGCCCACUCACACCCUGGUGAGCUCGCGCAUCUCUUUAAUGCCGCCCUUUCCGAACCGACGGCCACGCUCCCAGGACUCUGCGCCCUGGCCCAUAUUUUUUCCAGUGCCCGACUUGUCUCACGAUCAAUUCCCCGCGCCGCAGCUCUCUGGCGUCGCUGUGCGGACACAAAUCAAUGCCUGCUUGGUUCCUUCCUUCUUGCUCAAGAGCUUGAAGAUGGCACAAACAUCCCGCAAGACAUUCCUGAAGCAGUCCGUCUCUAUCAAUAUGUCGUCUCCAAUUCAAGUUCCCACCUGACAACUCCCACCUUGCGUCUAGCACAUCUCCUAGAACUUGGAGCGGAGGGAAUGGCCUCGGAUCCUAAACGCGCAAUUCUUCUCUAUGAGAGUGCUAUACGACAAGCACACAGUAUCGAGGCGAUGGAAUGCCUGGCUGACCUUUAUCUCGAUGGCAGCGGAGAAAUCCCCGAACAGCCCAUUCUUGCUGUCGGCCUCUACGAGCGCGCCAUCCACGAAGCCUGUAGUACACGUGCAAUGAAUUCUCUCGCUGUACUUCUUGAAACUGGCGCUGAUGAUGUCCCAAGGAACGCGCAACGCGCGGUUGCCUUAUUUGAGAUGGCCAUUGCCGCAGGAAACGACGAGGCCAUGGCCAAUCUGGCUUUUCUCCUCGAUCGCGGCGCAGACGGCGUCGAAAGGGAUACCAAAAGGGCCGCGGCGUUGUAUGAACGAGCUGUUGAAUGCGGGAAUCGGUUUGCUAUGAGAAAUUUGGCGCACAUGAUCGUGAACGGCGACGGCGAUGUGGAACAAGAUUUGUAUAGGGCAAUGCUUCUAUAUGAAGAAGUUUUACGAGACGGUCGCUACGAGGGCGCUCGUGUAAAGGUGAACCUCGCAUGGCUGCUGUCCUGUCAUCAAGAUAUCUUACCUCAGGACACUGUUCGUGCUGCGUCGCUGUAUGAAGAAGUUAUUCAAGAUGAAGUGAACGCUUGUGCAAUGUACAAUCUUGCUGGAUUGCUCGCUGAGGGCAGAGGCAAGCUGGGCCGUGAUAUUGGCAAGGCAAUUGACCUUUACCAACGUGCUAUUGACGAAGACGAUGCGUUUUCAAUGCAUAACCUGGGGCUUCUGAUAACUUCAGAUACGGAAGGUGUCGAGAAGGAUAUGGAGAGAGGAAUCGAGCUUCUCGAAAGAGCUGUCGAGGAAGGCCUUCGAGAGGCCGAAUUCGAUCUUGCACUCAUUUUGACUGGCGGGGACAGCGCCAGCGCGAUCGGUGAUGGUAGCCCUGUCGACAUGGAUAGGGGUAUUGCGCUUUAUGAGGAACUAAUAGAGGAUAUGGAUCACAUCGGGGCAAUCAUUAACCUUUCUGAACUCUAUGGAGAAGGCAGGUUUGGGGUCUGUCGGGAUGUAAAGAAGGCCAUUCAGCUGUCGGAGCGAGCAAUUUCACUUGCAUUUGAGAACAAUGUCGAACGCCUGGCCGAGCUCGGCAUCCACGGGGACCCGGAGAGCGCCCUCAGAGAAGAUUAUGAGUCAGUGGAAAUGCGUGAACACGCGCUAGCCCAAAGAUGGCAUUUAGUUGCGAUGUGCAACCUUGCAGAACUCUUGCUCACUGAAGACGUGUCCAACCUGGAACGCUCUGUUGUACUGAUUGAGAAGGCAUUAUCAGACGCAAGAGCAUCCAAGGCCCUCCAAGUGCUUUCGUUCAAGAAUCUUCUUUCGGGGAUGUGGAGAGCAGUUCGGAUUGGAAGUGACAGAAGUGCUUGCGAAAAGGUAGCCACUGUGUUUAAUAACAUUGUCGGGAGAAUCGGAAACACGCAGGCAAUGUGCCUUCUGGCUGAUAUGCUUAUUGACGGAAGUCAUGGGGUGUCACAGGACGUGAAGAAAUCGAUUAGUCUGUACCAGCGAGCAAUCUUUAACAAGGACACACGUGCUAUGCUAAGCCUUGGAGAAGUGCUCCUGAACGGGAGACCAUGCAUACCUGUAGACUUGUACGGUGCAGUGAAACUUUUUACUCAAAUAUUAGAACAGGACCCGUUGUGUGACGAGGCGCAUGAGGCAAUCGUGAAUCUCGCACUGAUCUACACAAAGAACAGACAGAACACGUAGUAGCCAGUAGUCAUUUCCGUUAUUUAACCCAACUUCUUGCGCCGUGCAUACUUUAUAAAGGCAACGAAAGGUUGCUUCAACAAGAUUCA